AGGUUCUACUACUUUCGAAUCCUAGCAUCCAAUCGAGAGCCCAUAUCCCAAUUAGGUACGAAUUAAAACCCUUACUCAACCGAUACGCUUCGAAUUUCCAGCAAUGGCAGCCGCCGCAGCACCGCCGCAGCCACCGUCCGCAGCCGCCAUCACCCUACCGGAAUCCACCCCUUCCGGCGACACGCUCUUCACCCGCAUCCGUCUCGCCACUAGGGACGACGUUCCCCACAUUCACAAGCUCAUCCACCAAAUGGCGGUUUUCGAACGCCUCACGCAUCUCUUCGAAGCCACCACCGACUCCCUCGCCGCCACUCUAUUCCCCCCAAAUCCGCCGCCGUCUUUUACUUCCUUCACUGUCUUCCUCCUCGAGCUCUCCUCCGUCCCGUUCCCCGCCACCACCGACCGCAAUUUCGCUCCAAUUCUGAAGUCCAUCCACAUCGAUCUCCCAAUCGACGAUCCCGAGAGGCGCGAGUUCAGAAGCAACGCCGGAGAUGUCCAAACAAUUGGAAACGACGCGGCGGUCGCCGGAUUCGCGUUGUUUUUCCCCAAUUACUCGACAUUUCUGGCGAAGCCUGGGUUCUACAUCGAGGAUAUCUUCGUGAGGGAGUGUUACCGGCGGAAGGGUUUGGGGAAAUUGCUGCUGUCGGCGGUGGCGACGCAGGCCACAAAGAUGGGGUACGGGCGGGUGGAGUGGGUGGUGCUGGACUGGAACGUGAAUGCGAUUGCGUUUUACGAGCAGAUGGGAGCUAAGGUAUUGCCGGAGUGGAGGAUUUGCAGGCUUACUGGAGAAGCACUCGAGGCUUAUGCUACUGAUUCCUCACAUAUAUGUUUUAUUAAAUCAUUGCAGAUUCCUCACAUAUAUGUUUUAUUAAAUCAUUGCAGAGUGACAAGUGUCUUUGUUCCUAAUUUGUUUAUGUCGGACAAUAAAUUAUUGAAAUUGGAUGGUUUUAUUGGUUGCCAUUUUAACUGAUGGAGGUGGUACUUGUAAAACUUCUAUGAUAGGUGCAUUGAGAUUCCAUUCAUCUUCUAUUAUUAUAUUAUGUAUAAUAAUGCAAACAAUGAUAAUAUCAUGC
Andrographis paniculata is the source of this 1073-nucleotide messenger RNA. Its product is annotated as probable acetyltransferase NATA1-like. The transcript has 2 exons. The record is from RefSeq and is a predicted model, not a curated record. Gene Ontology annotation, molecular function: N-acetyltransferase activity. The coding region runs from base 104 to 970 and encodes 288 amino acids. Lineage: Eukaryota; Viridiplantae; Streptophyta; Magnoliopsida; Lamiales; Acanthaceae.